Messenger RNA from Dendroctonus ponderosae (mountain pine beetle), 2465 nucleotides. It is a transcript of the gene mri, whose product is annotated as BTB/POZ domain-containing protein 10. Lineage: Eukaryota; Metazoa; Arthropoda; Insecta; Coleoptera; Curculionidae. Gene Ontology annotation, molecular function: protein binding. The transcript has 7 exons. Gene Ontology annotation, cellular component: cytoplasm. Gene Ontology annotation, biological process: positive regulation of phosphorylation. The record is from RefSeq and is a predicted model, not a curated record. The coding region runs from base 188 to 1423 and encodes 411 amino acids.
UGUCAUUGUAACGUCAUGUAAACGUCAAGUAGCAAAGUUGAUCCAGGUUUUUCGUGUAUAUGUCUGGUAUAUGGCAGUUUUUAUGAACUAUUUUAUCUUCUUAGCUCCUCUGGUUGAAGUUUAUUUGUUUUCAAAAUAGAUGGUUAGUUAAAGUUUUCACAAAUCGCAUGUGAGCCUUUCUUAUCGUAUGUUCUGGGUUAUAUCCAGGGAAUUCCAACUGUGUACUGGUUAUAUUUACGUUUUCAUACGUUGUUUAUUCCCAAGACAAAAAAUGGCAGGAACCAGUGAUCGCCAUUAUCAGCCCGACACAAGUAGUGAUACCGAAGAUUAUGCAGACGAUCGUCGAAGGAAGGUGUUCAAAACUCGAUUGAGCUAUGGAUCAUUCUUCAAACCCAAGCCAUGUUUAGUGCAUCGUAGUGCUGCAUCUAGUGGGGACCCAAGUUGCCAUCCAGGAUUUCUUCUAUCUAAACAGAGUUAUGGCAGGCUUGUGCGCAGACCUCGAACUCUUGUGAAUCCAUCAGUUCAAGCUAAAGCUGUUCAACUAGGAAUGCCACUACAGUCACCUCAGCAAUUGGGGCCGGCACCUAGUGAGGAUCGCAUUACUUUGGUAGUUGACAGCACACGAUUUGUUGUUGAUCCGGCCUUAUUUGUUGCUCAUCCCAACACCAUGUUAGGGAGAAUGUUUAGUUCUGCAUUGGACACCCAUUCGAAUGAGCGGGGUGAAUAUGAAGUAGCUGAUGGUAUUCCAGCAUCUGUGUUCCGUGCCAUUCUCGAGUUUUAUAAAGGUGGCGUAAUCAAAUGUCCUCCUUCCAUAUCUGUUCAAGAACUCCGAGAAGCCUGUGAUUACCUUUUAGUACCAUUUGACGCUUCUACUGUACGAUGCCAAAACUUACGAGGUUUAUUGCAUGAAUUAUCCAAUGAAGGGGCUAGGUGCCAAUUUGAAGUGUUCCUAGAAGAAUUAAUUUUGCCCCUAAUGGUUAACUCAGCACAAAGAGGUGAUAGGGAAUGCCAUAUUGUAGUCUUGCUAGAUGAUGAUACAGUAGAUUGGGAUGAAGAAUAUCCUCCGCAAAUGGGAGAGGAAUACAGUCAGACUGUUAAUAGUACGGCGAUGUAUAGAUUUUUCAAAUAUAUAGAAAAUAGAGAUGUUGCCAAGCAAGUAUUGAAGGACAGAGGAUUGAAGAAGAUCAGAUUAGGAAUUGAGGGUUAUCCAACUUACAAGGAAAAAGUAAAAAAACGACCUGGUGGUAGAUCAGAGGUGAUUUACAAUUACGUGCAAAGACCCUUCAUUCACAUGUCCUGGGAGAAAGAAGAGGCCAAAAGUAGACACGUCGAUUUUCAAUGUGUUAAAUCCAAAAGUGUGACGAAUUUGGCCGAAGCAACUGCAGAUCCGGCAUUAGAACUUGACGCCAGAGCAGUAUAUUGAUGAUUGAAAGAAUGUGCUUUAGGUAACCCUAUUCAUACUGCCAUUAUUGGAGACCGGGUGCCUGCUGAUAUGCCCAAUUUGGAUAAUGAAGAAGGGGCAGUAGGUGGUAUUCCAGAGUUAUUCCCUGCCAACAGUUUGCCUCCUGAUGACCCCAACAUGUAAAGUUUACCUUCGUCAUUUUACCACAGCAUAUAAAACGUUUUUGCCCAUAAUAUCUGUUAAAUUUUAUUACUAUCAACAUCACAAGAGCAAUUGGAUUAGAAGCGAACUGAUUAUUUGAGACAUGUUGGGCGAAAUCUUUUGAUAUCUGUGGUAACUUUUAAGUCUUGAAAAUUGGUUCCGAAUAAAUAACACAUAUUAGCCAGUAAAUUCUGAACUAAGUUUCAUGUAAGUAUGUGUUAUUUCAGGUACUUAUACAUGUACGUUAUGGUUAUGGACUGAGACUUUUGUAACUUUAUACUAAUGUAAAAUAAAUAUGUGCUUUGAAAAGACAAUUAUAUGAGCAUUCAAUAGUGUUUCCAUAUGUCGAGAUAAUCAUAGAUUGGUUAAACCGAUAUAUGAUAAUUUCGGUGGGUGUCAAAUAACAUAAAUUAGGCUUCUUGUGCCGCUUGUUUUAUUGUCUUUUUUCAAAUGUUAAAUUUACUUAAAUAUUUUUCUCAUAAGCAAAAACCAUGUAUUCUUUGGAGGAAACACGAAUAUAAUCAAUAAAAACUUUCUUCUUUGCACGUGAGGGGAGUAACAGUUUUCCCAAGGGUAAAAUUCAAUGUAUAUUGCAGAUAUUGUAACUCUGCGUAGUUUAGCUUUUAUUAUGGCUGUGUUUGAAAUGCUCAGAAAAGUGUUUGAUUUUUGUUUUAAUACAUUCCUUAUUCGUAUUGAACCGUCGAUUUGUCUCUUGCUCAUAUUAUUUGUUAUUUGUUGUUAGAAAAGAAACAUGUUUACAUCUUAUCUUGUGUAUCGCAAUAUCAAGUCAUAAGAAUCUAGGUGUAAGAUUUUUCUAUGUAUCUUUUAUCCUAAAAAUAAAUAAAUCUGUGUUUAAUAAAAA